GAUACCUGCAGUCUAGCGUAGGUCUCUCUUGUGAGUGGUUGUGCGUCAUACGUCCUUCUCUGCGGCCUGACUUGAAGCUCGGUGAAGCUCUAGGGCAUUGCACCCCUUUGAUGAAAGUGAACGAUGAAAUGACUAGAUAGUGUAUUUGACCAUAAGCUUUUAUACUAGCGAUCCUUUUUCUUCAACUUUAACAUUAAAAAUUUUUAAUUAGAUAUGAAAUCCAGUGAUUUUCUGACGAAAGAUAAAAUAAUUUAUAAAACAAUGUCAUUUGUUAGGAAUACCUUACACGGCGGCUUGAGUUCUACAAGACCACAACUUCGACUCAGUACAUUUUGCGUCUUACAAGUAUUGCUCUUAGCUACAUUUUGUGCGACUGUCUCGAGUGCCGGUAGAAAUGAUGCUGCUGUGUCAGAAGAAAGACUACCGUACUCUGCGCGCCACAGUAGGGUAUUGGAUCAGAAUGGCAUGCAUCCUUUUCCACUCACCAACUACGAUCUAACCAACGCUCAGUCCAGUGCCAGAGCCAAGACCCUGCAACGUCUCAUGAACCAGCGACAGCGAUCCCUUCUGCUGGAAAAUGGACAAGCAGUUUCGUCUCCAACUCGCUUCAUGUACUCCUCUGACAACGAACAAUUCUCGCAACGUAGUGGCAGAACAACGAAGGACGAGGUUCCUGUCAUGAGUGAAGGAAUAUACGAAGACGAUGACACAGGGAGAUCGUUUGCCCUGGGCAGCAUGAUCGAGCAGCUCAGCUCUGCCCUCCACAGAUCCCUCGUCAGGAGCCGCGCGUCCUCGGCAAAGUCAGAGGGUCGGCAGCAAGCGGCGUCGCCCAAGCAGCUCAGCAGAAAUCAAAACCAGAUAGCGACCGAGGGCACGGGGGGUGGCAACGACUACUACGCGCACGACAGGCAGAAGGCGAGCUCGCUGCCGGAGUGCGCCACGCAGCAGGUUUGUAACGCGGUGUACGUGCGUCUGAACAUGACCCAGCCACUGUGCUCCUGUCCUGUUCUGACCGCCCCCUGCAGCGCCUCCCUCGCGCCCACCGACAAGCACACCAUCGAGCUCAAGAUGGGCGCGCGCGACUCUAAGGCCGUGACGCUGAUCAAGACGUGCGAGCCUGUGUGGAGCGUGCGGGACUGCCGGGCGCCGCGGGACUGGUCCAUCCUGGCGCUGCAGAACUCCAGGACGGGCAAGGCGCACUACCUCGUCAUCUGCAAGUGCCCUGACGGCUCCCAGCUCGACGGGCCGCUGAACCACGACCAGCCCGCGUACGCCCAGGUCCCGGGCAUCCGCGUGUACGGAAUGAUGUGCGUGUCCACCUCCCUUCGUGCAGGUCGCUACGUCAGAGAUUCUCCGGACUUCCCUUGGCCUCGAGCUCAGGCAGCUCUAAGCGACCAGUCGGUGCUGGAUGAUCUCCUUAGCUAGAACACGUCUCGAACACGUCUAGAACACGUCUAGAACAUGUCUAGAACGCGUCUAGAACACGUCUAGAACAUGUCUAGAACGCGUCUAGAACACGUAUAGAACACGUCUAGAACGCGUCUAGAACACGUCUAGAAUGCGUCUAGAACACGUCUAGAACACGUCUAGAACACGUUUAAAACUCGUCUAGAACUCGUCAGCUGCGAUCAUCGUACGUCCUCGGUCGCUGUCUGAAAAAUGUGAUGGGAGCUUGUCGAAUUCGUUUUCUAUUAAUGUCCUUUAAGAUUUAUUGAGACGAAUCGGUAUCGUUAUUUGAGGAGAUAAAUGGCGUGUACGUCUAAAAAUUUUCAUUUUAACCAAAUAUGAUAAAACUAAAAUAAUAUAACUAACCUGAUUAUUUCAAUCGAACUAAACUUUCAACCUUAAUAGAACCUAAUUAGCAUUCAAUAAAUUCUAAGGUUCUUGUGGCCAUUUCAUUGGGCGAUGACGAUUAAUUUCCUCAGUAGCAUAGCAUGCAGGUGCAUCCAAGUUGCGGGUCAAAACUAAACUAUGCUAGUUGAUUUAAUGGAAGUUAUUGAUUGAUAAAUUAACGAAGAGUCACGCGUACAGCGGUUUCAUCUGACACGUUGACCUAUUUAUAUGAUCUAAUAGAACAUUUUGUGGUUAAAGUGUCCUGUGCAUUGUAUUAAUUUAUGUAUUUGUCUAGAUUAAUUUUGUUGGACGAUUGUCGUCACUAUUAUAAACUGCCUUGCUUUUACGCGUUAAAAUGUUACAUGGAUAGACGAGGGCAUCAUAAUGAAUAAAAAGAGCUUUGUUCAUAUACAACUUGUAGCUACUGCUACCGACGGAUUACGUCAGUUUCGAAUCCAUUAUUAAUUCUUUACGUUUGGAGAAAAUAUUUUUUGUAUUGAACGCAAUUAUUCGAAUAUAAUAUCCAAUUUUGGCUUUCUUCGUGGCACUUUUGAAUGCUCUUAUUUCCAACUCUCAUUCCGUAGAGACACUUUUCACUGCCCCCGUUCAUGUAUAUCACUUGUCAGUAAAAUUAUAUAAACCUAUGAUGUUAUUUUCUUCCAGAGUCUAUUAUAUUACUCUGUAAAUAUUACAAUAUCACCAGAUGUCUUUUAUUUAAAUUUCUGUUGUAAUAAGGUGGAAUUUUUACUCACAAUAAAACAUUUAU
Molecule: messenger RNA, 2599 nt
Organism: Hyalella azteca
Lineage: Eukaryota; Metazoa; Arthropoda; Malacostraca; Amphipoda; Hyalellidae
Gene: dsx-c73A
Exons: 6
Coding region: 214-1425 (403 amino acids)
Source: RefSeq, a predicted model, not a curated record